CUCAAGAUUCUGAAAAAGGCGUGUUUCCUCCGGACAUUGUUUUCGAAACACAGCAUGUUGUAGAGUGCAGCAGUGUCGUUACCCGCAAUAAAUAUUUUAAAUGUAAUAAUAAGAAAGUCUCCGAAGACACAUAAGUGACGUUUUUUUGUAUACACUGACCCCCUGUCCGCCGGGCAUGGCGCACCCCCAGCAGACCGCGUCGUUGUCGACGGGCCCGGAAUCCCCGGCCCUGGGAGUCACGGUCAGCGGCAAUGUCCAGAAGUACGCCAUCAAGAAGAAGAAGGUCCUGAACGCCGAGGAGAGCGAGCUGUUCGAGCUGACGCAGGCGGCCGGCAUCGCCAUGGACCAGGAGGUCUUCAAGAUCAUCGUGGACCUGCUGAAGAUGAACGUGGCCCCGCUGGCUGUCUUCCAGACGCUGAAGGCCAUGUGCGCGGGCCAGAGGAUCUCGGACACAUCGGCAGCGGAUAACUCCACAGUGUCACACGCAUCCACUGCCCCCCCAGAGUCCAGAGUAGACGACUCAGUUGUGUCUGGAAAGAGCAGUAAAAUCCCCGCACCUCUCCCCCAGCCCUCUGGCCUGCGGCCGGCGAGAGUAAACACAAAGAUUGUGGUCUACAGCCCGGCCGACGCUUGCGCUCCUCUCUCUCAAGGUCCCCCCGGUUCCUUCCACUUUACUUGCUGCCUGUUCUCUCCCUUUGCAGUGCGCGGCAAGGUGGGACAGAGCCACGGGGAGAAGGCCGGCCGGGACGGGUCCAGCCAGCGCGUGCCACGCCAGCCCAGCGCCACCAGGGGGCAGAAGAGCGGGAAGAGCUCAGGGAGCAGCAGUUCAUCCUCCCAACUCACCUCCAGCUGAGGCUGCCAUAUCCAGCCGGAUAACACAGUCAGAAAGACACGCUCACUGGGACUCACUGGGGUCUGUGUGGACUGGGAGUGAGCUACCUGGAUAAGGCUCUCUGUGGUUCAUCCAGUUUGUAUUUUUUUUUUUCCUCUCCCUUUUUAACCAUGUUCAUGUAAGACUGGUUCUUGGAAAAUGCUGGUGCCCCUUCUCCACAAAAGUGUAGAUUAAAAAGCUGAUUCUCAUUGUUUUGUAAUAUCUUGUGUUUAUGUAAGGUGAUCUGUGUUGAGCUGUGAUUUCUGCUAAAACUGUUUAGCUCAAUAACUGUACUAAAACUACGGCAACCAUAGAACCGAAGGCCCUUUGACAAACAGGUGAACAGUAGCUGGUGGGCCAGCUGUUGACAUGAGGUUGACAUGAGAUCAGGCUCAACGUCUGUAUUUUUUAGUGUUUGUGUUAAGCAUUUGUGUUGAGGACCUACUUGGAAUAUAUUGGUAAACAAUGAUAAUAAAUCAACGAUUUAAAGUGCCAAAUGUUAAUAGAUUCACUGAGUAUUAAAGAAAAUCGAUAGAAACUGCUUGACACAUUUCCCUUAUGGUCCAUUUUGUUUUCUGUAUCGACUCAAUUUCAAAGCCCAGACAGAGCCGUCUGCUACAUACAGUAAGUGAUGCAUACCACAGUGGUGACUCAAAGGACUUAGGCAACUUUUCUCAGCUAAAGCUGGACAUAUUUAAGCAAAGGACCUUCCAUUACUGAAGGAGAAAGGGGUAAGGGGAUCAAGGUACCUGUGUAAG
Molecule: messenger RNA, 1629 nt
Organism: Megalops cyprinoides (Indo-Pacific tarpon)
Lineage: Eukaryota; Metazoa; Chordata; Actinopteri; Elopiformes; Megalopidae
Gene: mzt2b
Product: mitotic spindle organizing protein 2B
Exons: 5
Coding region: 176-853 (225 amino acids)
Cellular component (GO): centrosome; spindle
Source: RefSeq, a predicted model, not a curated record